UGAGCUGAGCUAAAGCAGAGCUGUCAGAGAGACAGUGAACCCUGCUCCAGCUGCUGCAUACAGCACAUCCGCAGUGGAUGGGCUCAGAUGCCCUCUCUGCGUCGGGCUUGACUUCAGCUAGAGAGUAGUUGUUACCUUUUUAGUAUUUUGCCUGUUUUUUUUGUUAGUUUCGUUCGCACUGAGAGAUUUGCAAGUGGUCGACCAUAAUAACGCUUGUUAACGGGGUUUCGCCGUGAUUUAAAUAAGGCGACACACCUUUUUAUAACGGGGUGGUGUAAAAUCUCUGCAUUCUGAAUUUGUGCAUCUAUUUACUUUUUAUGACAUUUCAUGAUGAACACGGAUAUUAUUCGUUGGAGCCUCUGGGAUGCUUUGCCGGGCGGGCUUAAGAUUUAGUUUGCAAAGCUGUGUGUGUGAAUGAGUUGGUAGCGCACACAUCCAGCCAACUGUAACCUUCAAGCUAACGUCAAUGACAGCUAGCAGUUAGCUGGUGGGAGUUGGUGGAUAGCGGGCUUUCUGAGAGUUUUUCAUCGCUCGUCAGCUGCGCGUUUGCAGAGGGAUGCGUGAACGCGAUGCAUUAAAUAACGAAAGGGACAAAUUGCAUGUCGAGAUCCGGCGGGGCGCUGCUGAUUCCGAACAGCUCGUGUCAAGACCUCGCCACAGAGAGGGAUUUCAUUCAUCCGAGCCUGCUCGCUAAACAUGGCCUCUGCAGCCAGCAACCUCGCUGCAUCCAUCGCCAGGAAAACCAAAACCAAGAAGAAACAUUUCGUGUCUCAGAAGGUGAAGCUGUUUCGGGCCAGUGACCCGCUGCUCAGCGUCUUGAUGUGGGGAGUGAACCACUCGAUAAAUGAACUCAGUCACAUCCAGAUUCCUGUUAUGCUGAUGCCUGAUGACUUUAAAGCCAACUCAAAGAUCAAGGUGGACAACCACCUCUUCAACAAAGAGAACAUGCCAAGCCAUUUCAAGUUUAAGGAGUACUGUCCUCUAGUCUUCCGCAAUCUGAGAGAGCGGUUCUCCAUUGAUGAUCAGGAAUAUCAGAACUCUCUGACACGCAGGGCCCCAAUUCCCAGUGACGCUCAGGGCCGUAGUGGAGCUCGUUUCCACACUUCGUACAACAAGAGGUAUGUCAUCAAGAUCAUCACCAGCGAGGACGUGGCCGAGAUGCACAACAUUUUGAAAAAGUACCACCAGUAUAUAGUCGAGUGCCAUGGAAACACGCUGCUCCCUCAGUUUCUGGGUAUGUAUCGCCUCACAGUGGAUGGAGAUGAGACCUACAUGAUCGUCACUCGUAACGUCUUCAGUCACCGGCUGCCUGUUUACAAAAAAUAUGACCUGAAGGGAUCCACAGUGGCAAGAGAGGCUAGCGACAAAGAAAAGCCACGUCCACCUGAGGAGGCUCCGUCCAAAUCACGCAUGAGCCAAAAGCUACAAACCAUCCGGAUUGCCACACGCUUUUACUGCGCCAUAAGACACACCAAGGAGCUUCCAACUUACAAAGACAAUGACUUCAUCAAUGACGGCCAGAAAAUCUACAUAGAUGAGGAGAACAAGAAAAUGUUCCUGGAGAAACUGAAGAAUGACGCAGAGUUCCUGGCCCAGCUGAAGCUGAUGGACUACAGUCUCCUGGUGGGGAUCCAUGAUGUGGAGCGAGGGGAGCAGGAACAGCCCGAAGAGGAGAGUGAAGACAACGACGCUGGAGAAGAGGAGGGGACGGAGAGCGACGGAGGGGCCACUGGCUCCCCACCAGACAGUCCCAGUAACACACUAGACAGCAAUAGACCUCUGGGCCCCGGAGAGUUUGAUCCCGCCAUUGAUGUAUAUGCCAUCAAGAGCCAUGAAAAUGCUCCCAAAAAAGAAAUCUACUUCAUGGCAGUGAUUGACAUUCUCACUCCAUAUGAUGCCAAGAAGAAAGCAGCCCACGCAGCUAAGACGGUCAAACAUGGGGCAGGGGCUGAGAUCUCAACGGUCAACCCCGAGCAAUACUCAAAGCGGUUUUAUGAUUUCAUCACCACCAUUCUGUCCUAACUGCUGCCUGAGGCUGAGCAACAGGUGGUCACAUAUGAGCUCAUAUCCUGGGAGAGGUUUUCCAGUGGUUAACAGAUCCAGUGUCACUCUCCCACUUGUCACAUGAUCACGUCGGAGUUGUUUUGUUUACAAUUCGUUUACUUUUUCUCCUCUGUUCGGUAGGUUUGUGGCUCCAUGUGGUUGAUAAGGCAUACAUGUGAUAUAGUCAUGCAUAUAUAGCGUUGAAGCGUUCUGUACCUUUGUGUUAGAUAUUGUUGAUUGAGAAACUGAGUGAUGUUUAUUGUGCCCAGCUACGUGGUAUGAUUAUCAUACUGGAACUCUCAAAGCUGCUUAUAUAUUUAUUGUGGAGAAAAAUUCGUUGUUCUCAAAGGAAUAGUUCACCCCAAAAUUUGACUUGACUUGCUGAAAAUGUACUCACCCUCAGACCUUCCAAGAUGUAAAUGAAUUAGUUUCUUCAUAUGAACUGAUUAGGAGAAAUGCCUCACCAGUGGAUCCUCUGCAGUGAAUGAAUGGGUGCCGUCAGAAUGAGAGCUGAUAGUAAUCCACACAACUCCAGCUGAUCGAUUAAUGUCUUGUGAAACAAAAAGAUGCAUUAAAACAAAUUCAUCAGUGCAUUUUUUUUAUCAUGUUUGGACUCUUUUUCUGACGGCACCCAUUCACUCCAAAGGAUCCGUUGGAGAGGAAGUGAUGCAAUGCUAAAUUUCUCCAAAUCUGUUUUGAUGAGGAAACAGACUCAUCUUCUUGCAUGGCCUGAGACAGAGUGCAUUUUCAUCAAAUUGCAUGUUUUAAUUUUUAAGAGAACUAUUCCUUUAAUUUAAAAAAGUCCAAUAAAUAACUCAAAUAUAUAUCAAAAUAUAUAUUUUAAGUUUAGCCCUGAACAAAUAUGACCAGAGUCAGAAUUAAAAUAAACUGGAACAUAUAAUUGAAAAAGUGUUUAUUGCACUAUCGCUCUUUAGCUGCAGGCAAAUCUGUUUGUAACAUUGGAAAAGAAUGCAACUUCAGGAUCAAUUACUGCAAUUAUAGUUAAGAUCCAAUCAUUAAAUUGGAUUUUAGAUGAUCUGCCUGUUGUGCAUUGUAAAGUCUUGCACAGGAGCUUAAUAUUUGCAACUGGCUCCGAUAAUAAAGUUAAGUAUAAUGCCACUGUUUUUGCACAUGAUGUAAUGCACCAAAACGUUUAUGCAAAUGAUUCCAGUUUUACCACUGCCUCGCAGAGGGUCAUGCAAUAGUAGCGAUUCGUAGAAUGUGUUAAGCACCUAAUGGGUUACCACUUUUGUAUCCCUAGUAAAAGAACAAAACAUUGUCUGUUUUAUGUUGUUUAGCUCUCGAUUAGAGAACAUCAUAUGAAAAUGAAGCAUAUUUUGUAUCUCCCUUUUUUUACAACAAUAUUUAGCAAGUUUACAGUGGGCCGUUCUCUUGAGAAUGCAGUUGUGCUGGCGCUAUAUAGAUGCUUGAAUCUGCGUAUAGUGUUUCAGCUGCACUGUAAAGAGCGAGAGAAUGCUGCCUCUUUCUGUUGAUAUCUCUCUCUCUCUCUCAUCAUUGUCGAAACUUUGUGUGAUCCCAGAGACCUUUAGUAUUAUAAAAGUAUAUAGAUAUUGUGAUAUGUCUUCUUCUGAAAUAUCGUUUGCAAAGUAAUCCUAAAUAUUCCACUCUAUGUGUUGACAUAUAUACACUGUGCGAGGGUGUGCCUUUUUUACUCUGAAUUAUUUAAUUUUGUAUUUGAAUAAUUUUUUUAAAAGAGACGUUUGAAAAAUGUUAUUUUCUAAAAAGGGAAAGGUGAAUGGGACGAACCCUAAGGUGGUUUUGCUGUUCCUGUGUAGAUGUGUAAAUAUGCAGGUGUAUUACGUGUUUGCAAUAUUAUGUCAAUGUUGCAGUCCUAACGGUACAAAAACGUAAAAUUUUCCUGAAAUGGUUAACCUGAUUAAUUUGCUUAAUUUACUCAUUUGAUUCCUACAUUGUUGUUAUAAUUGAAGUUGUUUCACAGGCUCGAUGUGUUGCUGUAUUUGGAUUUCUAUCCUAUCAAUUACUAAUUAGAUAAUAAGCAAUGUCAGUUUUUGUUUUAAGACAGUUUCCAGUGGAAGAGGCGAGAGGCUUCAUGAACACACAGUGAUGACUUUGAUGUCAGUACAGCACGUGAAUCUCAAGGAAGCCACUUCUUUGAGCUUUUGGCGGAAAUGACUUCACUUUGUCUCUCAUUGUAUAGAGUUAUGAUCUCAUGUGUUGUAAUUUGUAAAAACAUGAUUCCAUGUUGAUGAUGCAGUGUGAGUUUGAUACUGUAAUGUUUGAGGAAGAGAAAAAAUGCGUUGAAGUUAAUGUGAGCCCUUUUAAAUAUAUUAUCGGUUGUCAGUCUACUUGUCAUAACUGUUAUAUACGUCAUGAAAGUGUGCAGCUCUUGUGUGUAUGUGCUGUAGGCCUAAAUUAUUUAAAAGCACUCUGUCCCAUAAGCAUUGCUCAAUAAAAUGAUGCAUUGCUCCGCUUGA
This is a messenger RNA of Carassius gibelio (silver crucian carp), 4499 nucleotides long. RefSeq names its product phosphatidylinositol 5-phosphate 4-kinase type-2 alpha. Gene Ontology annotation, biological process: phosphatidylinositol metabolic process. Gene Ontology annotation, molecular function: phosphatidylinositol kinase activity. The record is from RefSeq and is a predicted model, not a curated record. NCBI's taxonomy places the organism in Eukaryota, Metazoa, Chordata, Actinopteri, Cypriniformes, Cyprinidae. The transcript is spliced from 11 exons. Bases 697 to 2022 code for a protein of 441 amino acids.